Molecule: messenger RNA, 1406 nt
Organism: Ectocarpus siliculosus
Lineage: Eukaryota; Phaeophyceae; Ectocarpales; Ectocarpaceae
Source: the annotation of a GenBank genome assembly
AUGCUCCUCGACCGUGGGGACAAGCGAGGAGAGUCACACAACGUCGACAACGGGGGUAAGGAAGGAGACACGGGCUCGGCUGACGAAUCGAAACCCGCCUCCGUGAGGAGUGUGUCCAUGACGGACAAGGACAAACCCGACGUUGUCGAUUUGGCGGACUUGAUCAUGUCCGGCACAAGCUACGAAGAAGCGGUGAAGGGGACGGAGUUCGAUGCCUUAGACAAAGAAACGUCGAAAGAGUUCGAGGAGUCGACUCGUCGAUUGACGGCUCUGCGAGAGAACAGACUCGAGGAAUACCUGGAGGAGACAGGCGAGACGGAUCUACUGGACAAAGUUCGCGCAAUUUAUGGCGAGCCUGAGACCUCUGAACAAACUGACGGUCCUGCCCCUCCCAAGAAGAAGAAGACAGUGGAAAUGGCGCAGGGACAGUGGGCCGAGAUUUUGGUCCACACUGACCGAGUGACCAAGACCGUCAAAGGCGGCAUGGAGAUCCAGUACAGGGCCCUGGUGACCGUGGGCAACCUCCACGGUGUCGGGGGAUUCGCGAUUGGCAAGGCAGACACCCCUGCCGUGGCCAUCACCGAAGCCAGCCGAAAAGCGAAGUUGCUGCACAACCUCGUGUACGUGGAACGGUAUAAGCAGGCGUCUCUGUGCCAGGACCUCGUGGGGAAGCACAACGGAAGCAAGGUGUACAUCUGGUCGAGAGCGGGCAAGCUGUCGCGGGACAUCUUGUACAACAUGGGCAUCACGGAUGGCGCGUGCAAGAUCAUCGGAAGGCGCAACAAAUACUCCAUGAUCUACGCCAUGUUCGACGCCCUCGCCAAGCACCGUGGAAUCGAGAGCAUAGCGAGGGGGCGGGGCAAGCGCAUCUUGUCUCUCCAGCGAGAAAUGGCAGGGCGGUUUGCCUGAGUAGACGUGACCAUAACGUGCCCUUGGCGAAUCGUAUCUGUUUUGUUCCGAUGUGUUGAGUCAGCAGAGACCGGCUUGUGAAGGUUGAUUUGCUAUGUAGGGGCGUAAAGUACUGCGAGUGUUGGAGGCGUCAUCAACGACAAGAGCAACGUUCGAAAGUCGCUGAAGUGGAAGCAUGAUGCACACCGUCAACUUCUGGUGCAUUUGUUUUCGUCAUGUCAGCGUGAGCAGAGUGAGCGAAGCAGCAAUCAACAGGACUCAUUUUUGCGAGCCUUGGGUAGUGCCUUCGGACGGUUACAUUUGAUUGCGUUCGUGUGUCCUUGCCCGCCCUGACCGAGCGUGGUUGGAACCACCGAAAAACGCUGCCCGUCACUAGAAAGCAGACAAACGACUAAUGUUACUCCGUAUGACGCAUGGAGCACUGGUCACCUUCCCUUCCAGUCGCAACAAGGCAGAUGGAGCAGCGGCGGCCAACAAUGCUGACGUUUUCAACCACC